UAUUUACUCAACGGCUCAUAUCUCGUCGGUGAGUGAGAGAGAGAGAGAGAGAGAGCAUAGGUUGGAGAUGGGUGCAGCUUCCCACCUCUCGUCUUCUCUGCUCUUCCCAUCCCUCAUCCCACGUCCCAUUCCCGCCAAAAUCAACGGCCAAAACACCAUAAACUCUAGGUCAGCUGGAUUUCAUGUCAGAUCCAGUUUGGAAGAUGACAGCUGUACUCAGAGGGACCCUGAUCAUUCAUCAGAAACAUUGAAAGUGAAGGAAUCUCAGCCAUCAGUUUCAAGACGCUGGUGUCUAUGUACAACUUUAGCUUUGAUAAAUGCUUCUGGAACUUUCGGUUCUGUUCCCAAGGGGACUGCUUUGGAAAUGAUGGAUGGUUCCCUUGCGAAAGAAAGACCCGUUUGUCGAAAUUGUGGGGGUACUGGUGCUAUAAUCUGUGAUAUGUGUGGUGGUACAGGAAAAUGGAAAGCACUCAACAGAAAACGAGCAAAAGAUGUUUAUGAGUUUACAGAGUGUCCGAAUUGUUAUGGCCGAGGGAAACUAGUGUGUCCGGUUUGUUUGGGGACAGGUUUACCCAAUAACAAGGGUCUUCUUCGAAGGCCCGAUGCACACAAACUUCUAGAUAAGAUGUACAAUGGCCGCCUCUUACCAAACUCUUGAGUAAGUCUCCUCCUAUCUGUUUUUAACAUGGUCUAAGAAAUUCACAUUAUUGUUACAAUUGAUAUUCAAUGUUGUAAAAGGAAAAUAGCUUUCGGGUUGAUCCUUGUAUCUUGGAGUGGGGUAUGGAUCUUGUAGCAUCAAUACUCCAUGUUUUUGUUUCAGCUUACUCACCAGAGGAAAUUACACACAAAUAGCUGGUAAAUAUUCCUCAUUUCGGGUCA
Magnolia sinica is the source of this 879-nucleotide messenger RNA. Its product is annotated as protein PHOTOSYSTEM I ASSEMBLY 2, chloroplastic. NCBI's taxonomy places the organism in Eukaryota, Viridiplantae, Streptophyta, Magnoliopsida, Magnoliales, Magnoliaceae. The record is from RefSeq and is a predicted model, not a curated record. The coding region runs from base 68 to 658 and encodes 196 amino acids. The transcript has 5 exons.